Messenger RNA from Elgaria multicarinata webbii, 1461 nucleotides. RefSeq names its product carbohydrate sulfotransferase 13 (gene CHST13). Lineage: Eukaryota; Metazoa; Chordata; Lepidosauria; Squamata; Anguidae. Gene Ontology annotation, cellular component: membrane. The record is from RefSeq and is a predicted model, not a curated record. Bases 93 to 1115 code for a protein of 340 amino acids. Gene Ontology annotation, molecular function: sulfotransferase activity. Gene Ontology annotation, biological process: carbohydrate biosynthetic process; proteoglycan biosynthetic process. The transcript has 3 exons.
AGCCGGGCCAUGAAGAGCUGCCGCGACUCCCUCGCGACUUGCCCAAACUUCCUCGCUGCGCUGACCCCGGGGGAUGCCGUGUAGGCGAGAGGAUGAGGAAGAGCCGGGUGCAGCGGAUGGUGCUGGCCACUUGCGUGGGGUCUUUGCUGCUGGUGAUCUUCUACUUCCAGAGCAGCCUCAACCCAGCCGCAGAGGACAGGAUUUUGAAGACCAUCUGGCAUGGGAAGUCUGGCCGAAGUCCACUUCAGGCUCUUUACAAUAGUGACCAGUUUGAGCAGUCCUCCCUGCAGGAAACUCACCAGCACAGGCGGGAACUGCUAAGCAGCAUGUGCAAUCGUUACACCCGCAAGCGGCGCCUCCUGACCCCUGACGACCUGCGCCACCUGGUGGUUGAUGAUGUCCAUGGGCUGCUCUACUGCUAUGUCCCCAAGGUGGCUUGCACUAACUGGAAGCGUGUCAUGAUGGUCUUAACAGGGCAAGGCAAGUACCAGGACCCGCUGGAUAUCCCAGCCAACGAGGCUCACGUCUCAUCCAACUUGCGCGCCCUCUCUGAGUACAGCACUCCCGAGAUCAACCACCGCUUGCGUAACUACCUCAAGUUCAUCUUCGUGCGGGAGCCACUUGAGCGGCUGGUCUCGGCCUACCGCAAUAAGUUCACCCGUAGCUACAACACGGCAUUCCACAAGCGCUACGGGACCAAGAUCAUCCGCCGGCAUCGUCAGAAGCCCAGCAGCGAAGCCCUGGAACGGGGCCACGACGUCCGCUUUGAGGAGUUUGUGUACUACUUGCUGGAUCCACGGACCCAGCACGAGGAGCCUUUCAAUGAGCACUGGGAGCGGGUGCACUCCCUUUGCCACCCCUGCAUCAUCCACUACGAUGUAGUGGGCAAGUAUGAGACGUUGGCCAAGGAUGCCAAUUACAUCCUGCGAUUGGUUGGGGCAGAUGCAGGCGUCAAGUUCCCCUCCUCAUCUAAGACCACCAGGACCAAUGAUGACAUGACGGCUAAGUUCUUCCAGAACAUCAGCCCCUUCUACCAAAGGAGAUUAUUUAAUUUAUAUAAAAUGGAUUACUUGCUCUUCAACUACACCAUCCCUUCUUAUUUACGCACCCGGUGAGCCUGGUGACAAGGGACCUCUCCCCACACCUGCCCCCAUCAUUUUGGGUUUCUAUUGUCCGCUAGAAGACCAUUAAUUCUUCCCCACUAUCUACCCUUGCUGUGAUGGACAAUAUAACACAGUACCAGUUUAACAUUGCAGCCACUGCUCUCUCUUCCCUUUCCCUAUUUCAGUUGAAGGAAUCUACUGUUAUUUAGCUACCCUUCCUCCUCAACCAAAGAGAAUUGUUUCUAGGAAGUACUGGAAUGUUGGCCUUUUGUCAGGAGAUGACAGGAGAAUCAAUCUGGAGCAAUUGGAGAAGCAAUAAAAAAAAGUAUGGAUUCUUAUGUGUGUGUGGUUGUUUUUU